CAGGUGAGGAGAGUAAUUGAUUGAGGUGGUCAGGUCAGGUCAGCCCUUUCCAGAGAAAAGUGGGUGAGGAGACCACAGAAAUCAAAGUACUACUUACUUACUCUCACACACUCACACUCACACUCACACUCAAUUCAUUUUCCAAACCCUAAAAAAAUCUCUCAAAUCUCAUGGAAGAAUCAUCAUACAACAACUCAUCAUCUUCUUCAUCAACAAUCCGAUUCCUAGGAAUACUAAAACAACCAGCAACAACAAAUAACAACAAUCAUACUUCCGAUUCUUCAGACCUCCCAUUCGAAUUAGAUGAGAGUGAUGUAAUCUGGUCUUCAUCAGCACCAUCAGCAUCAUCAUCACCUGAUUUACCAAACCAAUCAAUAACAACAGCAACUGAUUUUAUUAUCACUGAAUCUAAUUCAUCACCAACACUAUCAUCACCAUCGACUCUGUCGAAUUCGUCUCCGAGAAAUUCAUUUCGGAGUGAUAAAUUCGGUUUAUCAGCUGCAAUAUCUGAUGAUAAUUACCAUCAUAAUAAUCAUUUGCAGAGGAAAAGAAGUUUGAAUUCGCCUUUAUCGGCUGCUUCUACUGCUGUUAGAAUGAUUCCUCCCAUUCCAAUUCAAAGGUCUAAUGGCGGUGGCGUUGGUAGCGGUGGUGGCGGUGGUUCGGGUAGUGGUGGCGGUGGAGGGAGUUUCUUAGGUUCUUCGUCUCUAGGGAAGUAUCCUUAUAAUCAAUCUGCGCCUGUGAAUGUUCCGGUUUGGCCGAAUCGAAACCACCGAUCCGGAUCGGGAGGUAAAAAGGUUUAUUAUGAGGAUGAUGAUGAUGAUGACGAUGAUGGGAGUUAUGCUGAAAUGCUUCCGCCUCAUGAGAUUGUUGCGAGGUCUCAUCUGACUACUUUUUCAGUGUUUGAAGGUGUUGGUAGGACUCUUAAAGGUAGAGAUCUUCGUCGUGUUCGGAAUGCUGUUAUGCAGAAAACAGGUUUCCUUGACUAGAAUUCAACCUCCUUUUACUGUUUUUCGUAGCUUAAUUUUGUUCAUUUCGAUUCCAUUUCAUUUUAUUUCAUCCAUGGUAUAAUUAUUCCGGUUGAAAACUGUAUAUUAUGGGUUCUUUUGUUGUUGUUCUUUAAGUGUUAUUGUAGACUAUGUUCAAUAAUAUAUCCAUAUAUAUAACUUGGGAUAAUUUAGUGAAGAAUACAACUUGUAAAUUGGUUCUGAUUGAAUUGCUUCA
Papaver somniferum (opium poppy) is the source of this 1221-nucleotide messenger RNA. RefSeq names its product suppressor protein SRP40-like. The record is from RefSeq and is a predicted model, not a curated record. The coding region runs from base 171 to 986 and encodes 271 amino acids. The transcript has a single exon. Lineage: Eukaryota; Viridiplantae; Streptophyta; Magnoliopsida; Ranunculales; Papaveraceae.